AGAACACCUCUAAUGACACGUGAGACUUCAUCCUUCUCAUAAACCCAAUUAUUAAAAUCAAACCCAAACCCAUAAUACUUGGGCCGACCCGCCAUUCUCGUACCACUUGCCUAUCCACAGGGCCGUGGGAUAGGAGAGAACGCAUUGCUGUUUGACAAUGCCCAUCGUCGCCGAAUCGUCAGAAGAUAAUCCAAUCGCGCCGCCUAGCAACGCCGCACCGCCACUUCCUCCGCCGCAAGGCAACUCCCCGAAAAAAUUGGAAACCCUAGCACAGGAUGCGCCGUGGAUCGACCAUACUCUGCAACAGGCACUGCAGGCGCAGCAGACUAUUGUCACUGCCGCAGAGAAUGCAAUUGCUGCAACGAAGUCUCGGCUGGAUCGCAUCCUGACCACAUCUUCUGCCCAUUUUAACCAAUCUCUCGAUACCUUACAAGAUGUUAAGGCUGAAUAUCACGUAUACGAGGACUUAACGUUUGGGAAGAUUAAAGAGGGUAUUGAUGUUGCCGCUUCUCAUCCUCUGACCACAACAGCAGCUUUAUUUAGUCUCGGGGUUCUGUUCCUGAAAAGACCAAGGCGAUAUGUAUAUUUCAAAGCAAGGCGCCUCUUUUCUACUGAAGAGGCCAUGCUUUUGGAAGCUGAUGCACAAGUCAGGGAGCUGAGAAAAUCCAUUGAUGUUUUGAAGGCAGAGAGUGAGAAAUUGGAGAAGAGUGCACUGCAAGCAGAAGAGAAGAUGAUACGGGGAAAGACAAAAUUGAGACAAGCUGGGAAGCAAAUUCGAAGCGUGAUUCGCUCUGCUUUUUUGAUUGAAAAACAAGCUGCUGGUCUGAAAGAUGUUCUGAAAGAGCUUCCACGUAGAGAUGCUUCUUCGUUUAGAUCCCGGGUUUCUGAUCUUGCUUCAGAGGCGAUGAAAGAACGAAAGUUCCUUACCAAGGAGGUUACAAAGAUAAACAACCGUGGCAUAUCGGUCUGAUUCCACAACUCUGCACAAAAUCUUUCUAGUUUGACAGAUAGUGAGUAAAAUGGCUGUGAGAAAUUGUUUUGCCAAAUAAAAAAAGCAUUUUUUUGGAGCUGUGGUUUUGAAUUUCCCUCUUGAAAGGCUUUCAUCCCAAGCCAUUACACCGCCGUUUUGUGGCCCUUGUCUUUUUGAUUAAAUGAUGCCAUUGUGCUCUAUCGUGUAUCAUAUCUUGCUUUAGAUCAUUUACGCGAAGGUCUCCUUUGAUCUUGCUAAAAUGGUGAAUAUGCAUGUGACAUUGUGGGUAGAGAAAGAGGUAGACCGAAAUGUAGACCUAAAUAAAAAAAGGCUAAUGAAUGAUGAUUGAGUUUUGUAAAUUUUAUAGACAAUGGUUUAAUGAAAUGUCAAUGAUUGAAGAAAAUGUUUUUCGCAUU
Cuscuta campestris is the source of this 1386-nucleotide messenger RNA. The record is from the annotation of a GenBank genome assembly. NCBI's taxonomy places the organism in Eukaryota, Viridiplantae, Streptophyta, Magnoliopsida, Solanales, Convolvulaceae.